AUGGCGGGCGAACAGGGUGCUGGUGGCGGCAUAGAGAGCAACCGUCGGCAUUUGUCAACAUCAACCCGGGCCAGCGCCGACAACGAACCUAUCCAGGAGACCGAGCCCCAGACAGGCAAGCAGACGCAGCAAGAGGAAACAAAGACUCAGUUCCAGCAAUCGUCACAAGACUCCCCCAGAGGCUUCAACCCACCUUCCAAUACGUCAACACCGCCUACAGCGCCCAUGAUGGCGAGGGCAUCAUCCAACAGCUCGACUAUCUCAACUCCGAGCGCCCCAUCAGACAGCUACUUUGGAACCGUGCCCGAGGUCAAGGCACCUGCUCCCCGGAUCUCUCGCCCCAUCGAGCCUCCAGUGACCAAGGUGACCUUGAGCGAGCUCGACGUGUGUAAAAUAAUGCACAACCCCAAGUUACGCCACGAUAUCAACUUUGACCCCGAACUGCACUUCCGGCCUAAUCUGGAUGGCGACAAGGGCAAGCGGAAACAACACAAGGCCGAUCUGUUCUGGAACACUUUGCAGGAGCAGCUCGCUCAGUUUGUGAGGGAACCGGCGGUUUUCAUCGCUGCACACAGCCAGGAGGACGAUUGGUGUCUUCCUUCCCUGUUGAAGGCGGUUAAAGAAAUAAUACAGACUCUCGUGCCCCAAAGGGACAGAGUCUACCUGGACGAGGGACUCAACGUCGACUUGCUGAUGCAGCAGUUCUACAGAGGCAUUGCCGACUUGGAGAAGCUAGCCCUGUGGCUUUCUAAGGUGCUCAAGUCACAUUGCGCUCCGAUGCGCGACGAGUGGGUGGACCAGAUGUACUCCCAGCUGAGCAACGGCAACAGGACCAAUAACGUGGACGAGCUCGUCAAGGGCAUGAAGAGCUUGCUUAGUGUGUUGGAGGCCAUGAAGCUCGACGUUGCGAACCACCAGAUCCGCUGUCUCCGGCCCAUCCUCAUCGAGGGAACCAUUCCCUUCGAGCGGAAGUUCUUUGAGAAGAAGAUCCACGGCAACAAGCUGGACAUCACCCAGGCCAAUGCUUGGUAUAGGGAUGCCGAGCAGCGAUACGCCGGUUCUGUGUCGCCAGUUGCCGCCCACUCUUUCGGCGAUAUGUCUGUCUUCUUCGAGGCUAUCUCCCGUUUGAUCCUGCCGUCGGUCUCGGAAAAGGCACUGCCCAACACAUUUAUCUUCGAUGAGGAGAGAUUCAUCAAACUCCGUGCCGACAUGCAAGACGCCAUCAAUCUUGAAGUCUGCAUGCGCAUGUACGACGACCUCGAGAGAGUUGGUCGUUUCAAUGCCCCGCUCUUCGCCAGUUCCUUUCCUCAGUUCGACGAUGAACCUCGCAGCCGUCCUUUAUCCAUGACACCCGAUUUCAACUUCAACACGCCCCCUUCUCGCCCCUCGAGUCUGGCGUUUAGCUCCGGCGACUCUGCCACCUCAUCUCCGCGGUCAUCGCUUAUUUUCCCUCCCCAGCAGGGAUCUGAUCCCAUGGAGUCCCUGACCAAGGCCCGAGAUCUCUACAGCUCCCUCGUCGCGCUCCUCCACACCUCACCGCCGCCGCGCAGGCACGAGUCCCGCUGGGGAUCCAUCGCCCCUUCGAUGGCGCUUCAGAUCUUUCGCUUCACCAACGCCCCAGCCGAUAUGCUGCCGGUCUUCGAAUCCAAGCUUGCCUCCCACGUAUGCGACAUCAACAGCCCUCUAUUCCAGGAGGUCGAGCAGCACUUCCACCACAGACUUCUCAUGGAACUCCAGAAGCGAGUCCGAGAAUACCGUGGUUUGACCGGAGUUGGUCUCUUCACUGUCGCUACCGGCGGCCGCGCUCACGGCUCCGGCCGGUCAUGGAGUGGCAGUCCGGAUCGUGAGAGCUCUGUCCCAGACAAUAACCGGGAGUCCCGCGACGACGGCGGGAUCGAAGACAUGGCGACCCGCUUGGCCCAUCUUGGCAUCCUCCACUGGAGAGUAUUUGCCGGCCUUGCGUACACUGAGGACGAACAGGCCGACACUCUGAUGGAAAUGAAUCAGUUCUAA
This is a messenger RNA of Colletotrichum higginsianum IMI 349063, 2013 nucleotides long. Its product is annotated as T-complex protein 11. Bases 1 to 2013 code for a protein of 670 amino acids. NCBI's taxonomy places the organism in Eukaryota, Fungi, Ascomycota, Sordariomycetes, Glomerellales, Glomerellaceae. The record is from RefSeq and is a predicted model, not a curated record. The transcript has a single exon.